This is a messenger RNA of Plectropomus leopardus (leopard coralgrouper), 516 nucleotides long. The record is from the annotation of a RefSeq genome assembly. NCBI's taxonomy places the organism in Eukaryota, Metazoa, Chordata, Actinopteri, Perciformes, Serranidae.
AUGUUAUCAUUGUUAACUUUUUUAAUAGUAGGGUUUUUGUCAGGGAUGAUUGCGGUUGCUUCCAACCCAUCUCCAUUCUACGCUGCUUUGGGGGUAAUGAGUGCGGCAGGGUUCGGGUGUGCUUUGUUGGCAACGUAUGGGGCUUGUUUUUUGGCAUUAGUGUUGUUUUUAAUUUAUCUAGGGGGUAUGUUAGUUGUAUUUGCAUACUCAGCAGCACUGGCUUCGGAGCCUCAUCCAACAACUUGAGGUGAACGGGCGGUUGGUAGUACUGUGGUUAUCUACAUCAGCAUUGUGUGUACCUUUGCGUAUCUUGCUAUACCAUAUUGGUACGGUUCUGCGGUGAGCAGUACUGACGGAUCAGAAUGAUACGGGUUAUUUGCUGUGGAGGGUUGCUUUAAUAUAUUCCACACGGGAGGAGGCAUACUAGUCUUAAGCGCAUGAGUGUUGUUGCUAACACUUUUUGUUGUUUUAGAGCUAACUCGGGGGCUUAAUCGUGGAGCAUUGCGGGCUGUUUAG